Messenger RNA from Dromiciops gliroides (monito del monte), 3192 nucleotides. It is a transcript of the gene CSTF1, whose product is annotated as cleavage stimulation factor subunit 1. NCBI's taxonomy places the organism in Eukaryota, Metazoa, Chordata, Mammalia, Microbiotheria, Microbiotheriidae. The transcript is spliced from 7 exons. The coding region runs from base 200 to 1495 and encodes 431 amino acids. Gene Ontology annotation, molecular function: RNA binding; protein binding. The record is from RefSeq and is a predicted model, not a curated record. Gene Ontology annotation, biological process: mRNA 3'-end processing. Gene Ontology annotation, cellular component: mRNA cleavage stimulating factor complex.
GGGGGUGGUGCUAGGAGGCUCGUUAGAGCCUUUUGCCACCAUUUUACUCAGAUCCUGGCUCAGAUCUUGGCGCUGCCGGAGCUGGCGGUAGUGGAUUCGUUUCCGGAGGCAAGUCCUGUUCGACUCUUCAAGACCCCAUUUGGAGUUUUCUUGGCAAAGAUACUGGAAUGGUGAAAGGAGGUGAUUAUUUUUCACCAAAAUGUACAGGACGAAAGUGAGCUUAAAAGAUCGUCAGCAGCUCUAUAAAUUGAUCAUCAGCCAGCUGCUCUAUGAUGGCUAUAUCAACAUUGCUAAUGGUCUCAUCAAUGAAAUCAAGCCUCAGUCUGUGUGUGCACCCUCUGAACAGCUCCUUCAUCUCAUCAAACUAGGAAUGGAAAAUGAUGAUAGUGCUGUUCAGUAUGCAAUUGGACGCUCAGAUACAGUUGCUCCUGGCACAGGAAUUGACCUGGAAUUUGAUGCGGAUGUUCAGACCAUGUCCCCAGAGGCUUCAGAAUAUGAAACUUGCUAUGUCACAUCUCAUAAAGGACCUUGCCGUGUGGCUACUUACAGUAGAGAUGGACAAUUAAUAGCUACUGGAUCUGCUGAUGCUUCAAUAAAGAUACUAGAUACAGAAAGAAUGUUAGCAAAAAGUGCUAUGCCAAUAGAGGUCAUGAUGAAUGAGACAGCCCAGCAAAAUAUGGAAAAUCAUCCUGUUAUCAGAACUCUGUAUGAUCAUGUGGAUGAAGUUACAUGUCUUGCUUUCCACCCAACGGAGCAAAUUCUAGCAUCAGGUUCAAGGGACUAUACUCUUAAGUUGUUUGAUUAUUCCAAACCAUCUGCCAAAAGAGCCUUCAAAUACAUUCAGGAAGCUGAAAUGUUACGUUCAAUCUCAUUUCAUCCUUCUGGAGACUUCAUACUUGUUGGAACCCAACAUCCAACCCUUCGGCUUUAUGAUAUCAAUACAUUUCAAUGUUUUGUGUCUUGCAACCCUCAAGAUCAACAUACUGAUGCAAUAUGUUCAGUUAAUUAUAAUCCUAGUGCCAACAUGUAUGUGACUGGUAGCAAGGAUGGCUGCAUCAAAUUAUGGGAUGGUGUCUCAAAUCGUUGUAUUACUACUUUUGAGAAGGCACAUGAUGGUGCUGAAGUCUGCUCUGCAAUUUUUUCCAAAAAUUCGAAAUAUAUUCUCUCGAGUGGAAAGGACUCUGUAGCUAAACUAUGGGAGAUUUCAACAGGACGAACAUUAGUCAGAUAUACAGGUGCUGGUUUGAGUGGACGACAAGUACACCGAACUCAAGCAGUCUUUAACCACACAGAAGAUUAUGUAUUACUUCCUGAUGAAAGGACAAUUAGUCUUUGCUGCUGGGACUCACGAACAGCUGAACGAAGAAAUCUACUUUCCCUGGGGCAUAAUAAUAUUGUUCGUUGUAUAGUACACUCUCCCACCAACCCUGGCUUCAUGACUUGCAGUGAUGACUUCAGGGCUCGGUUUUGGUAUCGGAGAUCGACCACAGAUUAGAGAUUUCUUCUUUGAAUAUUAUUUUCUCUCCUAUAUAUAAUAUAAUAUAAUAUAACUUUUUAAAGUAUUUCUUAAUUCAUCAUACCAUCUUAUGGCAAUCGUGGUGCCAACGCCUUCCUGAAUUUGUACAAAAUUCUUUUUUUACCUUGAUUUAGAAUCAUGGUGGAAAAAGUUGGAAAUGCAGAUAUAUGCAAUUGUUCCACAUUCACUGAUUAUUACAGUGUGAUCAUCACUAAGUACAGUACUUACCAUUUGCUCACAAUAGUUGAUCCUUUUUAUAAGGAAAAAUUUUUACAUUUUUCUAUUUCUUGAAACAGUCUGUCAUCAAGAAUUUUCUUUUGGCUUAUUUGUCAUCUUAUGCACUGUUAUUCAUUGAAUUACUUUAGGAAAAAACAACUUUGGUAGCUGCAUUUGGUUCAUUGGUGGUCCUGCAUUUCUGAGAACAAAUAAUUGUGCCAUAUUUAAGACCUCUUUUAAAAAUAGCAAUUCUAUCUAAAAAUAUUAUUCCAGUAAUAAAACUCAGAUCUGCAAUACCUAAGUAUUACAUUUUUUACUUCAUUACAACUAAUUUUUACCUAAGAUAGAUUUUAAUAAUGCCAUCCACGUGAUCCUUUUAUCUUCAGUUUUUGCUUUUUUGUGUUUAGACUAUAUUUAACAAGGCUAUGAUAUGUGACAGUAGAUUGCAAGUUGAGAAGUCAACAUGUUAUUAAUAUCUGGAAUAUAGUAAAAAUUAGAUAUUGGAGAUUAUAUUAAUCUCUGUAAAUUACAAACAUUGGUCUUCCUCAUGAAAUCUAUAAAUGAUAUUUUUCAGUUAUUUUAUUUUUAGCAUGAACCUUAACUAUUUUCAUCAUUGAGGCACAUAAUACCUACCUCCUAUCUUUAAAGAUUUGUGCAGUUAACUAACCAGUUCUCUUUUUCUUGAAACCUUUUGAAGACAAUUUGUACUGAUUUAGUUAACUCUAGCAAGAUAAAAGAUUAAUCUUGAGCAUUUCGCUAGUCUGUCUUCCAGGUAAUUGCCACAGUUUAGGUUGUCCCAAAGAUUAAAUGACACUAUGCCAAAGUGGGGACAUAGGAAAGUGCUUUUGACAAAAAAGUAUUUUAUAAAUACAGGCAAAUAUAACCUUAUAGGAAUGAUAACUUAAGAACUAAGUCCCUACAUGUAUAAUAUGUUAUUACAGUUUUUCACUUUAAAUUCAGCUUUGGUAGAUAUGGUAGUAUUUCUAGACCACUAAUCUGCUCAUUUAAGUAUCAUUCCAGACUACUGGUUUAAGUUAUUUUAAAGCAUUUGUUAACAUAGGAUUGCCAUGAAAUCACAGAGGUUCUGUUUUUGGAUUGGAGUAGGGUUCCCAAAGUUAACACAUUAAGAAACUACCUUCUGUUCUCCAGUUUGAUAACUCAUAGUUUUGUUUUAAAUCUUGGUGUGUAAAUAUGUAAAUGAACUAUAUGAUCUAUAGAUGUUUGGAAAGAUUUGAAACAAAUACAUUACGAAAAAUCAGAAUCUAGAAUUUCUGAAUUAUUUUUCAAAUUUUGCUUUACAAGGUGACUUUAAGGAGAGGAUGUAAUAUUUCUUCAUUCUUGUACUCUUAGGGCAUAAAUACUUGAACUGGAUGAUCACAUUGAACAUCUAACAAGUUUGUUUGAAUUUCAGGUUCAUAAAUUAUACAUGUUCUUGAAUUAAAAUGAUUCAUAUCACUGCA